Toxotes jaculatrix (banded archerfish) is the source of this 1453-nucleotide messenger RNA. It is a transcript of the gene sla1a, whose product is annotated as Src like adaptor 1a. The transcript has 8 exons. Gene Ontology annotation, molecular function: protein binding. The record is from RefSeq and is a predicted model, not a curated record. The coding region runs from base 125 to 1012 and encodes 295 amino acids. Lineage: Eukaryota; Metazoa; Chordata; Actinopteri; Toxotidae.
GCUGUCACCACACUCUGUGACAGGUCAUUUCUGUAAUCUCUUGUGAGCAUGGUGCUUCUCUAGACCCGGACUCCGCCGCUGCCAACAUGCCCUGUCGGGGCCAUCAUCUCUCGCACCACACUUGAUGCCCAUCACUGCAGGCAAACUACAAAACCUACAGGCCAGAGUCUGGUCCAUCUGGAGGAUGGGGAAUAUGAUGAGAGGUGUGAGUGCCAGGAACAAGGUCAGCACUGAAAACCUUGACGGCUCUCAAAAGAGUUCAGAGGACGAGAUGGUGGUGGUGCUCCAGGACUAUCCGUCCCCUGAAAUCAGCGAGCCCAUCUACAGAAUGGGGGAGAAGCUCAGAGUCAUCGCACAGGAGGCUUAUUGGUGGAGAGUUAGCUCUGUCCAAACAGGGAAGGAGAACUACAUACCCGGCAGUCAUGUGGCAAAAGUAUACCAUGGCUGGCUUUUUGAGGGGGUGGAGAGGCAAAAGGCCGAAGAGCUCCUGCUUCUACCUGGGAACAGAGUGGGCUCCUUUCUGGUGCGGGAGAGCACCAGGGAGAGAGGUCUGUAUUCACUCUCAGUGAAGCACAGGAUCGUAAAGCACUAUCGUAUCUUCAGACUGGACAACAGCUGGUACUACAUCUCCCCCCGCCUCACUUUCCAGUGCCUUGAAGAUAUGAUCAACCACUACUCUGACUCUGCAGAUGGCCUAUGCUGUGCGUUAACCUCUCCCUGUCUGUCGGGCACGGCCCCACAAUCAGACGCAAAUCCUGGAGCUUCACCUGUAGUCAUGCGACGCAACUUUGACUGGAAGAAAGUUGACAGGACACAGCUUGUCAGCACAGACAGCUGCGCUGACACCAUGGUGAGCUAUGGUGUCAGAAACAGCAUCGCUGCCUACCUGUCCUUCUCUGGGAAUCAAGACCCCGCAGAAAUAAGUGCAAAGGACAGGAAGAAGAAGAGUAAAUCUGUUUAUGCUAUUCCUGAAAACAGUCUCGCAAACACUGACUAUGAAGAUAACUUCUAGAGACUGCAAGUGGAAUUCAAAAUACUGGAAUACCUUCAAGUGGACGGCAUGUUUCUAAUGUCAGCAGAGGCCUGCGCUGCACUGACACUUAAGUGUUCAGCAUCCCAAACAUCGAAGUGAGUUUUAGUUUCUAAUGUGAGCACUUUGAAGUACUUUAACAAUAACGCAACUUGCAUGACCACUUACACUUUUAUUCACGUGAUGAGAAGGAACAAUAUGGAGUUGAACUGGACGACUGUGCAAUUGAACUGAGAUGUGUGUAUUCUGCACAUGAGCAAACAAAAACAACACCUAACAGCCUGCCGUUCUGAGAGUGAAAAGAAGACUUGAAUGCGAUGGGGACUGUUUGGUAAUGUUAACGUGUAUAUGAAUAUUAGUGGCUUUCAAACUAUUUUCCUGUGUUGUUAAUAAAUGAUGAAUGGUUGAAUGGUCAUAUUAUGA